UGUUGGCGUGUGUGUGUCACCAACAGCUUCUCCGGACUCCAGCGGACUGCCAGCCAGUCAGCCACUGUCUGGUAAACGGGCGCGUGCGUGAGGGGAUACGUGUGCACGUGUGCGGCCAAGCGUGUAUGUGUGUGUGGUGUGAGGAUAGGAAAGCAGCGCACACACACACACACACGCUUAACAUUCGCUCGCAACAUGGCGUUGAAGCGCCGAGAGACACGACAGCUCUGCCCCGACUAAUGCGGUGGUUCUGCGCGGAAAGCCCGGGGACCGCUGCCCGACAGAGACCCAAACCUCCACAGAAACUCCGUUACGCACCGCCGUGGACAAUAACGGAUUCCAGCGUGUGCAUGUCGCCGUGAGGGCUUGAAACUACGGUGUAUGUGAUUGUAUACAGGCGCACGCUUCUGCCCCGCUGGUGGAAAUCAAAGGCUGUACAUGGCGGUGGAGAAUGUUAUUUGGCUGUUCUGUCUUCUUUUGCUGUAUUGGGGUCCAACCAAGCAAGAAAAGCCUGUUUCAGUGGAACUGAGCUGUGGUGCUGGGCCCAGCCAUGUGGUUCUGGAGCUAGGGGUGCCACUUUUGCUGGACUGCAACCUGGGAUCCAGCGACACUCCUUUCAAUGUCACCUGGUUCAAGGAUGGCCAGCUCCUGCCACAGGCGCCGGGAGAUCGCCUGCGGUAUUUGACCAACGGAUCCCUCUUGUUGUCGCCCACCUCCGCAGACAGCCAGCCUCCCCAGAACGUAGAGGGCAGCUACAGCUGUGUGAGUGCCAGCGCCAUCGGAGCCCUGACCAGCCGGACUGUCAACGUGCUGCUUGCAAGUCUGUCCAGCUUCUUUGCGGAGCCAUCAUCACAAACGGUGACCACUGGGGGUUCUGCUCGGUUCGAGUGCCAGAUUGAGGGAGUACCCACACCUGUCAUAACAUGGCAAAAAGACAAAGUGACCAUCACUGACGAGACAAGCAACAGGUUCAUUUCUCUUCCUAAUGGGGUGCUGCAGAUUCUGAAGGUGACUAAAGAGGAUGAGGGCUUCUACCGCUGUGUGGCAUCCAAUUCUGAAAGGAAGAACAUCAGCAGCGAAGCUAGACUCACUGUCACGACAGGCUCCAUUGACAGCCCAAGCCCAGUUGUGAUUGUUGCGCCACCCCAGAAUGCCACAGUGGUGCUUGGCCAUCCUGCUGUGAUGGAGUGUGUGGCACGAGGCCAGCCAAAACCAUUGGUGUCAUGGAGCAGAGAAGACGGAGAGCCCAUUUCCACAGACGUGAUCGUCCUUGCCACAAACCUGGUGAUUAGGGACACGAGGCGUCACCAUGCCGGCGUCUACGUCUGCCGAGCCAACAAGCCCAAAACUAGAGAGUUUGUUUUUGCUGCUGCCGAGUUGCGCGUUGCUGCCCCUCCAGUGAUUGUUCAGCCCCCGGAGUCUGUGUCCCUCUCCAGGGGGAAUACAGCUAGGUUUCUGUGCAACAGUUCUGGGGAACCUUUCCCAGUGCUGCACUGGCUGAAGAACGGCCAACCCAUUAGAUCUUUCAGGCGAAUGAAGGUGCAAAGCCCUGGGGUCCUGCUCAUCAACCAGCUGGCUCUGGAGGACGCAGGUUACUAUCAGUGCAUCGCUGAAAACGGGCUCGGGACAGCCUGCGCCAUUGCCAGGCUGACGGUCAUUGUGAAGGAAGGUCUCCCCAGCCGCCCUCGCCGCCUGACUGCUACGCCGUACUCCAGCACAACGGCCCUGCUCUCCUGGGAGAAACCCGAAUACAACACAGACCAAAUCAUUGCCUACUCCGUGCACUACCAACUCACUACAGGGUCAGAUAAUGAGGACUCUUCGUUAGCAGUUAGCAACGACACCACAGAGUAUCUCGUCAAAGAGCUCCUGCCCCACACUGUCUACACUUUCUUUGUGGUGGCUUAUUCGCUCAUGGGAGCCAGUCCUCCAUCGCUGCCUAUAACCAUAGAGAUGCUUGAGGAUGUUCCGAGUGCACCUCCUCAGCUCUCCGUCGCGAGCACGUCCCCCACGGACAUCAGGCUGACGUGGCAGCCGCUGACUUCACAGCACAGCCGAGGGGCUGUUACCCGCUACCGCAUUGAUUACAGUGCGCUGGAUCAGAAGGGCACUGUGUUCUCAGUGGAGCUGAGGGGCAAUGAGACUCAGUUGACGCUCAGGGAGCUGCGCCCAAACCAGGUUUACCGACUGAGGAUAGCUGCUGGAACCGCUGUGGGCUUCGGCGUUCCGUCUGAGUGGGUCCUGCAGCAGACAAUAGUUCGCAACGGCCCCAGUGACAACAGCACAGUGAUUUUUGCUCCUUCUGAGCUGAAGGUCAGAACCAGAGUGACCACUCUUAAUGUGACAUGGCAACCCUCACCAAAUCACACGCUGGUUUCUGGCUACAAGCUCUCCUAUCGGGAAGCGGAAACUGACGGGUUCUCCAUCAGAGACAGAACGUCGCACGCACUCACCGUCAGGCUUCGGAAGAAGGCGAGGCAUCACCUGCUGACGGGGCUCGCUCCUGGCCGGCAGUAUGAGGUGAGGGUCUGGGCAUUCGACAAGCAAAAGGAUGGAGCAGCUGCAGUGUGGAAGGGAAGGACGGAUAAGAUCCAUGGUAGACCCUCUGGGCCGUCCUCGUCCCCUCCGUUGCCCCCCAGCAGCAUCCGAGCCACGGCCAACGGCUCCACCUCCAUCUGGCUCCGCUGGGAGAAACCUCGGUUCAUCAACGUGCGCAUCAUCAACUACACGGUGCGCUGCAGCCCAGCAGGAACCACCAACGCCUCUCUUGUCUCUUAUUACACCAGUUCUUCUUUGGAGAUCCUGCUCAGGGGACUGAGGCCUUUCACCCACUAUGAGCUGGCAGUGCGGUCCAAUGGAGUGAACACUGCCGGACCCUUCAGCAGCACCAUGGUGGAGGCCACCCUGCCUGACCGGCCGUCCACGCCACCCGAGGAGCUGCAGCUGAGAGCUCUGAACUCCUCGUCUGUGCUGGUGAGUUGGCGCCCUCCGCUGGAGCCAAAUGGCAUCAUCGUCAGCUACAAGAUUUUGUACACCGUCAACCUGAGUGAGCCUGAAGACGAGUGGAGGAAUCUCUCUGAGGGUGGGGGCAUCUUUAGUGUGGAGGUCCACGGUUUGUCAGGGGGAACUCGGUACUUCCUUAAAGUGGGAGCUUCCACAAAAGUGGGAUCAGGGCCUUUUUCACCCGUUAUGGAGGUUCAGACUCCCCUGUCCACAUAUGAGCUGGACAUUCACGCAGUCACAGGCAUCAUAGUCGGCGUUUGCUUGGGACUUAUUUGCAUCCUCCUCUGCAUGUGUUUCAGCUUUCGAAACGGCAAACCCAGAGAGCCGUCUGGAGGCCUGAGCUCCACAGCUGUGACUCCUCAGUGCAGGAAAGGCGGCUGCCCUGCUCCAGCCAGUGUGCCCGAGUGCAGCGAUAGCCACGAACUGGAGACACUGAUGCCUCCAGGCACCCAGGAGUUGGGUCAGCAGCCAACAAAAGACCCGGAGGAACAGAGUCUGAUGAUUGCUUGGAAUGGCUCUGUGAGUCAUAACUGGGUCAACAGGAUCACCCGAUACAGAGACACUAUAACAGAAGAGUCUCCGGCGCUGACGAACGGAGCGCUCAACAUGUUCAUCACUGCGCCUGGCACGGAAACAGACGAUCAUCUCUCCCCGUCUCUGUGCAGUAACCAGGUGGAGGCAGAAGUCGUUGUGCACUCUGAGUUGUCAGACCCCCCUGGGAGGGAAAAGGAGGAGGGCAGCGAGCGGGAUUCUAUCGCUACCCGGGGACCGUCGUUAUCAGAGGACGUGUAUUCCCCUCUGAGUCGGCCGAGUUCGCCGAGAGAAGAGGCGGAGCACGUCGAAAUCCUUUCCGCUCGGGGGGCUGAAAGUCCCCCGAGUCUUCCCGCAAGAACAUUGGCGGCUCAUCACAACGAGGAGGCAGAAGGCGCCAGGCAACAGGAGAACGCCGACAGGGAGCCACAGCCGGACACAUGCCUCACCAAUGGCUUCCACUCUCCUAAGACUCCGAGGCCCAUGCUGAAAUCUGAGCAUCUGGAAAUGGAAGACUCCAGACACUGCCCGUCCGCUGCAGGGAAGGCUAUCUCUGCUGGACUACCUUCUGCACCCUUUGUCAGCCCCGGCUUCGUGCACUCUACCUCAGCUGCUCACAUAUAUCUGUGCCCUUAACUUCCUCUACGCAGGGACAUUUCAGACUUUUUCUUUUUCUUAUUUUCCAGGAAGAAUCCAUGAAAAAAAAUAUUUUUAUGCACAUUAUCACUGGAUUUCUUUCUCUUCCUUGCAUAGUUUUAUAGGUACUCUGAAUCCAUCAUUUCACAUAUGUGUAUACUGUAUACAUAAGAAGACGUGUUCUGUAGAGGUCCAGAACUGUUUCAGGUUCUACAUCUUUGUGGAUUCGUUCCAGAUCACAAAAAGAAGACAGGAAAGUUUGAAUAUAAGCAGAGCAGAACCUGAGUGAAGUCGCCCCCAUCCCCACCUUCUUCAAAUCAGACAAAAUUGGUGUUUGUGCAUCAAGAUGUUUUGUUUGUGCCGCUAUCAUUUUAAAGAUAUUAUGAAAUUUUUCCAGACGUCAUGAAAGGUCAUCCAGCAACCCUUACCUUCUUCAAAUCAGACAAAAUUGGUGUCAAUCAACUCGACUAUGUUUGUGCAGCUAAAGUUUUUGUUUAUGCUGCUUUGGCUUUGAAGAUAUUAAUGAAAGUUUAAAGGUCAAAA
Messenger RNA from Xiphophorus couchianus (Monterrey platyfish), 4713 nucleotides. RefSeq names its product immunoglobulin superfamily, DCC subclass, member 4 (gene igdcc4). The coding region runs from base 439 to 4170 and encodes 1243 amino acids. The transcript has 20 exons. Gene Ontology annotation, biological process: cell-cell adhesion. Gene Ontology annotation, molecular function: protein binding. Lineage: Eukaryota; Metazoa; Chordata; Actinopteri; Cyprinodontiformes; Poeciliidae. The record is from RefSeq and is a predicted model, not a curated record.